Messenger RNA from Lymnaea stagnalis (great pond snail), 6743 nucleotides. The record is from the annotation of a GenBank genome assembly. NCBI's taxonomy places the organism in Eukaryota, Metazoa, Mollusca, Gastropoda, Lymnaeidae.
GACGUAACAUGACAAAAGCCAAAGCUUUUUGUGCCAUUCAUAUUUGUCGGAUUAUAGUCACAGACACAGACGUAAUUUUGUGUUUAUGAAUAUUCAUGGAUAGUCCAGUGGUGUUUACAGCAGGAUAAGACCAUGAAAAAAAAAAAACCCACCUUGAAAUUUAAGUUGUUAUAGACAUAAUAAAUUGUUCAAACUGAGGUAAAUGCGACUAAAUUUCAAUUCUUUUGUAAACAUAUACAAUUAUUUAUUUGUUAUUUACAACAUUUCACUCACCCACGUAAGCUCCCGAUUUCAUGCUGAUUCUCUUACAGCACAUGUUCCCGGUACCACUCAUCAACUCCUCAUUUUAAAAGUAUGUGUAUUCCUGUUUGAUUUAUUCUUUAGUUCAUUUGCUUACACACAACACAGAUCCAUGCAGAACAGAUACAGAAAGAGAGAGGAAGAGAGAAGAGAGAGAUAGAGAGAGAAAGAGAGAGAGAGAGAGAGAGAGAGAGAGAGAGAGAGAGAGAGAGACACACAGUCAGAGAGAUAGUCAGAGAGACAGUCAGUCUGACAGAGAGAAGAAGACCAUAUUGUCCAUGUAAACAUGAACUGUCUUCAUGGUCUUUCAUCUUCAUUUACAGAAGAAUCUCAUCGUAAAGACUAAUAACCACAGCUGAAUAUUUAUACCUUAUCGUUACAACUAUGAAGCAGGACAAAGUGGUGGUCUUCUUGACAUCGGUCCUCCCACUGCUAGCCGUUCAAACUGUCCUUUGUGCCCAAGUCGGUUAGUGAAUUUUAUUUUUUACACGUUCUAAUCCGAAUCCAAAAAUCGCAAUGCAAGUUUAACGUUUCGGAAAAUUUUCUUUAUAUGUCAACACUAUAUAACAUGGGCCAUCACAGACGCGAUACUUCAGGUUGGGUUUCAGAGCAAAGACAGAGGCGUGAGUGCUACAACUUUUGGAUAAUGUGAAUAACAUAAUGGUGUUUUGCCCUCACACACAUGGGAAAAAGAAUGGCGAGGCAGAGCUGUGGUUAACCCCUCCCCCCCUCAACCCUCACCCACCCCUGCGGCACUUUAAAGCUUAUGCUUCUUUAAGUUCGCAUUAUGAACUAAUUAAUUUUUUUUCCCACCCAGGCCCGUCUCUGAAUGACAUAGCAAAUAUCGACUGUCCGGCAGAACAGCCGUUCAAGUGUCUGCCGUACGGCGCGUGCUGCCGCGGUUCCGAGUUCUGCCACUCGGGACUGUGCGAGUCUUGUUUCCCACGCGACGUACCGGAGUCUGGACUUCUGGCCUGGUGCAGGGACACUGGCCAGCACAACGUUUCGUCCAUGAGAAGCCGCGCGUGUCGGCUGGCCUGUCAAGAUCGCUACACGAGUGUCCAGUUGGCGGUGAUAGAAGGUGAGUCGAUCGCAUGGCUGUGACCUCUUUAAUCUUUGAUCACCGUCCCGAUUGUCCCAUAGGUAGUCAAUAGUUUCUCUCCAUGCCUCACGUGUGGAUUCCUUUUACUAUUCAUCCAGGAAGUUUCACAAUAUUCAUUUUUGAUAUUUUAUCUUGCAGCCUGGAGUCGUAAUUGAGUCUUUUAGUUCUUUUUUUUUUUAGUUAAGUUUUUUUUAAUUUUAAUUUUUUUUUUUUUUUUUUUUUUUUUUUUAAUCCUUUUUUUUUAAUGAAAUUUUUUUUUCUUUUUUUUUUUUUUUUUUUUUUUUUUUUUUUUUAAAAAAAAAUUUUUUUUUUAAAUUUUUUUUUUUUUUUUUUUUUGUUUAGUUUUUUUUUAUUUUUAUUUUUUUUUUUUUUUUUACAUUUGUUUUAACACCUAGAUUUCAAAGGAAAUACUUUAUCACUUACAUUUUAUUUAUUGUAUUUUCCUUUUUUAAAAAAAAAAUCCUUCUUACAAAUUCUGUUUUUUUUCUUUUCUUUUUUUUUUCUUUUCUUUUUUUUUUUUUUCGCUUUUCUUUUCCUCAUCACGUCACACAGGCACUUGGGUUACUUGGUAGGACAUGCUAAUAAAUGCGUAUUAAAUUUACAUCUAGAUUCGGGUCACACGGCAAGCAACCUUUUACCACCUGAUCAUCGAGGGGGUAACUCUCAGGACGGGAAGGAAAACACGUCUACGCUUAUCCCUGCAGGUAUGGAUUGGUUGAUGUACAUUGUAAUGAAUGGAACACGACUUCACGACCUUCCCCCCCAAAAAAAAAGUUUAAUAUUAACGGUAGCAUGAAAUGAGACCUUUAAAAGUUACACCGAAGGGUAACUGGCAGAGCCCAAUCAAAUUGAACGCCUGGGCCUAUACAAGACAGUUAUAACUACCGCACACACAGCGGUUUGAAUUUUUAUAAACGUAAGAAUAAGUUAUAAAUGAUUUAAAUGUUAAAAGUGAGGAUUUAAAAAAACAAAUAAAUUAAUUUCGAUACAUUGAUCUCCACCUUGCGUGAGUUCAAACUCAAACAUCAAAUAAAAAUAUCCCUUCUUUUGUCAUCAUGUUAACUGUUCCAAAAAAAAUAUUCAGUUAAUUUUCAAACUAUUUUUCCGUAAAUUUUUAAUUUUAAAAAUAAAUAAAAUGUUUACACUCUCAACUAAUCGUUUGAAAUACAGUUCUCCAUACGUUUCGAUGUGGUGGAGACCAUUGCAAACAUAGAGUCACAUCGGGCACUCAUCAUUCCAUUAUUUCAGAUACCGUUUCGCCGGCGUUGCUUAGAUCAAAAGAAGAACACGCUGACACGACGAGUCAAGGGAUUGUGGUCCUCAAUGUUUCAGGUUCGUCUUUCGGGUGACUCUGUUCUUCUCAAGCCAGUGCUGUUCCAAUGGGAUCUCAGCGAAAUUUUAAUAUAUAUAUAUAUAUAUAUAUAUAUAUAUAUAUAUAUAUAUAUAUAUAUAUAUAUAUUAAAGAGAAGAUAACCCAAAAAUUAAACAAUAAAAAGAAAAACAAACAUAAGUGACCCAAAAUAGAUAAAUGAGAAUAAGCAUAAUGUAACUAACUGAAUAUAUUAAAGAGAAGAUAACCCAAAAAUUAAACAAUAAAAAGAAAAACAAACAUAAGUGACCCAAAAUAGAUAAAUGAGAAUAAGCAUAAUGUAACUAACUGAAGUUGUAAAAAUAAAUAAAUCAUAUCCUGUACUUUCAAUUAUUGUGUUGCUGUUGUAAGAACAAGCCAGAAGUUGUACCAAACCUUGAGGAUGAAAACUUGUAUACGUUUUUUUUUUUAAAAUGACUUUCUUACUUCUCCUCUUUAGUUGUUGAGAUUGUUCUCCUAGUCAUCGCACUGGGGGCCAUCCUGCUUUUAAUUUACUCAAACCGGAAACCAAUUGGACAAAAGUUUUCCAGUAAGUGAAUUGUUCAGGACUAUCUAAAUCUAAUAUUAACAUUAAUCCUAAAAAAAAAAACAAAAAAAAACAUAAAAAUAAGAAACAGUAACAACAAACAAUAAAGAAACAAAACACCCGACCAAAAACAUCAAUUUUGGCAGCUCGUAAUGCACGUCAUACUUGGUGAUUUAGUCAGCUUCUAUACCAACGGGUCUCAACAUGUGGGUCGCGACCCCUUUGAUGGCCGAAUGACCCGUACGCAGGGGUCGGCUAAGCUCACCUGAAAACACAUCUUUAUGAAGUAGCAAGUAAAAUAAUUGUAGAGUUGGGGGUCGCCACAACAUGAGGAACUGUAGAGGGUCGCGGGUCGUGACAGCAUUGCCAUGGCAACAACCAUGGUGCCUCAUUGUAGUGUGGCUCGCUUACGUCACUCAGCCGGCAGCUUAGUGCCAAAAUAGCUCUAACAUUGCAGUAUUUGAAUUGAAACAUGUUUUGGUAUAGAUUUAUUAUAAUUUUUUUUUUAAAAAUCUCGCCGCAAAACAUAAUCCUUUCUCAGAGCUUAAGAGCAUGAUUAUUUCUAAAAGUAUGUUUUUUGAUGAUAAAAAAAUCAAAGCUAAUGAUAAAUAAAACGUAUGAAAAAAAAUUAAAAAAUCUCAAGCCCAAAAAAAUCCUAACAUAAAAAACCUUUGUUGACUUUUGUCUGCGUAUUUUCCUUAAAAGGUUUCCGAAAGUGGAUCUCUGGGACAAGAGACGGAGACCAACAGCCGCUAGAAAUUAUUUCUUGUGAUGUAAACAGCAUUUCCUCCUCGGCUGUAACGCCGGGCUCGGCUGUUGACGGCUGUUUUCACUGCGGCUCUAUUUGCUGUGCACGUUAUGUACACACUGCUAAUGAUACGCCAUCAAGUGUUGUACAAACUACUCAUGAUACGCCAUCAAGUGUUGUACAAACUACUUAUGAUACGCCAUCAAAUAAUGGACAAAGUACCAUUGAUACGCCAUCAAAUAAUGGACAAAGUACUAUUGAUACGCCAUCAAAUAAUGGACAGACUGCUAAUGAUACGCCAUCGAGUGUUGUACACACUGCUAAUUAUACGCCAUCAAGUAAUGGACAAACUGCUAAUGAUACGCCAUCAAGUGAUGUACAAACUGCUAAUUACAUACCAUCAAGUAAUGGACAAACUACUGAUUAUACGCCAUCAAGUAAUGGACAAACUACUAAUUAUACGCCAUCAAGUAAUGGACAAAGUACUAAUUAUACACCAUCAAGUAAUGGACAAACGGCUAAUGAUACGCCAUCAAGUGAUGUACAAACUACAAAUUAUACACCACCAAGUAAUGGACAAAGUACUAAUUAUACACCAUCAAUUAAUGGACAAAUUGCUAUUAAUAGGCCAUCAAGUAAUGGACAAAUUGCUAUUAAUAGGCCAUCAAGUAAUGGACAAAUUGCUAUUGAUAGGCCAUCAAGUAACGCACAAACUGUUAGCGAUACGUUAUCAUGUAAUGAGCAAACACCGAAGAAUACAACAUCAUAUGACCAACAAAAAGCCAAGAAUACAACAUCGCCCGAUCAACAAAAAGUCUUUCAUAAUCCAUCCUACGACCAACAAAAAGCCAAAAAUACAAAAUCGCCCGACCAACAAGCCGUCUUUCAUAAUCCUUCCUACGACCAACAAAAAGCCAAAAAUACAACAUCGCCCGAUCAACAAAAAGUCUUUCAUAAUCCAUCCUACGACCAACAAAAAGCCAAGAAUACAACAUCGCCCGACCAGCAAGCCGUCUCUCAUACCACUUCAUUAGACAGACACAGGGACCGUGAUGCCCAAUUGGGUGACGGGGAACUUCUCAGCGCCACCGAGAACACUUUGAAUGAGUUAAAAGAACAUCGUUUGCGCGCCGAACAAACAGGCGAUGAGUCUUCAUACAACAGCAGCUCUGAUUGUUUCAAAAGAAUUUCGCACAGAACUAUAAAAAGUGCCACGAAUAAAGCCACGGGUGAUCCAUUAAGUUUGGAAUCGGGAAGACCUGAUGAUAUCGACGUCAACCGGCUGACACCGCCAAGUGAGCACCGAGAAUCAAGCCGACAUCUCGGAUCACGGGAGUCGGAGCUCACAGCACAUUCACCGACCAAUAACCGAAGUGCCGGUGCAGAUAGUCCAGCAAGCGACGAGUUACCGGGAGCAGAGGCCACAGCUUCCGCACAAGGUCGUAAUGACCCUGGAGAAAUUAAUGAAGGAACGCCCCUGUUAGAUGGUGAAGAUGGUGAAGAUGGUAAGUGCCUUUUAUUAUUUUAGAGCAGGCCUGCACAACUCAAAAUGUAAGGCGGGCCUGAUUACUUUAUGAAAAACUUGUGCGGGCCAAAAGAAAGUAGGACAAGACUUCUGCGGGCCAAAAGAAUAUAGGUCAUGGGGAAAAGCUAUUAAGAAAAUAAUAAUAAUUUUUAAAAAAUUCGUUACUUCGCGGGCCGCAAAGUGGGUGCUGGCGGGCCACAUGCGGCCCGCGGGCCGUAUGUUGUGCAGGCCUGUUUUAGAGCAUUAAAUAUUGAUUUUACAAAUUAAAAGUCAGGAAAAAAAGAAUUUAAAAAGAAAAAAAAAAUUGAAGACAAACAAGAAAGGCAAUCUGCACCCCCCCCCCCACACUUUUGUUUUAAAGAAAAGAAAUGAACCAAAUACAACAACAACAACAAAAACACAAAACAACAAAUAACCAAAUAAAUAAACAACAGCAACAAAAACAGCAACAACAACAACAAGAACAAAAAAGCCAUCUAUAUUUUCUACAAUAUGUCGACAAAAAUUAAGCUAAAACCACACUCCACCAAUUCCUUAAAUAUAAAACACUGAAAUUAUUUCAGUUCAUUGUAUCAGUAAUAAAGGAAAAUGUCUUUCUUAGACGUGGGUGCAUGUAGGAUGCUUUAAGAAAUCUUUUAGUUGUAAUAUUGUUUUAAUUCAAUACAUUAAAAAAAAAGAUAUGAUUCAGCAUGGACCCAGUACAACUCUUUCAUUCACCAAUCAGAAACACAUCCUGCAAAUUAUAGAGGGAUGAAUUGUUUAUAAACAACAACAACAACAACGGCUGUGUAAAGCUUUCCAUCUCUCUUCCACCAGAUAUUAACCUCCAUCAAAAAUUACAGCAUCGGAAAGCAAGAUGAUCCGUGUGCAACAGCCGGGACAGGAAUGCAACAGCAGGCUGUCCUCUUAAGUUAUUGUUUGCGCUUUCGCAACUAAAAAUGACUGUUUGACUUGUGUUUUGUUGUUUUUUGUUGUUUAAAAAAAAACAAAAAACAACAUUUGUAUUAUUUAAAUUUGUUAUUUUCAAUUUUAAACUUAUGAUCUGUUGUUUCUCAUUUUGUAUCGUCUGCUGAAGAGGGCUUGAUAUGAAAGGAGUUACUAAAAAAAAAACAACAACUUUAUAAUGUUUCAUUUGUGUUUCUUUAAAUAUCCUGAAAGGGGAAAUGGUAAAAA